Pseudophryne corroboree (corroboree frog) is the source of this 547-nucleotide messenger RNA. It is a transcript of the gene CHCHD7, whose product is annotated as coiled-coil-helix-coiled-coil-helix domain containing 7. The transcript has 4 exons. The record is from RefSeq and is a predicted model, not a curated record. Gene Ontology annotation, biological process: mitochondrial respiratory chain complex assembly. Bases 181 to 435 code for a protein of 84 amino acids. Gene Ontology annotation, cellular component: mitochondrion. Lineage: Eukaryota; Metazoa; Chordata; Amphibia; Anura; Myobatrachidae.
UAAAGGGGUUGCGAGGGGGAGAAGUUGACGUAUUUCGAAUUGGAGCUGCGGUCUGGUGGCUUUGGAGAGGGUGGUAGCAGCACCUUCCCGGCCUGAGGUAUCAUUGUCCGGUCAUUCAUAUGUAGCCAGUUCCGUGGCCGCCCUGGGCUGCUGCCACGCAGUGGGGAGGAUUGCAGCAAGAUGUCUGCAAACAGAAAAAUGAGAGAUGUUGACCUCAACCCAUGUAUGGAGGAAAGUGAUGCUUCAGCAAAGUGCUUGGAUGUGAAUUUGUACCAAAAAGAUAUGUGUACCUCAUACUUUAUCCGAUACAAACAGUGCAGGAAGUUCUGGCACAGUGUUAUGAUAAAAAGAAGAGGUGAUGGUGUAAAACCUGCAAUGCCCACUGCUGAAGAAAGAAAGCAGAUACUAGAAUCGCUUGGAAGGGUGCCAUACUGAAAUACUAUUACCUUUUGCAGUUGUAAAAUAUUUUAUGCUUUUAUUAAUUCAUCACAAACUCCUUGUAUUGGGAAAUGUUGACUUAUCUGUAUUAAAGACCAUACUAAAUCUA